Molecule: messenger RNA, 1545 nt
Organism: Durio zibethinus
Lineage: Eukaryota; Viridiplantae; Streptophyta; Magnoliopsida; Malvales; Malvaceae
Biological process (GO): regulation of DNA-templated transcription
Molecular function (GO): transcription coregulator activity
Source: RefSeq, a predicted model, not a curated record
UGUUGUCUCCUCUACCUCUCAUUCUAUUUUUUUUUUUUUAAUUCUCUGUCUUUUUCACUGCUUACAUUUUGCUUGGUACAGUACUGCAUUUUGUUUGGUCAGUGUAUGAAAAGGAAAACCAAAAGCAUAAGCAACCCCCAAGUUUCUAUAGAGCCUGGCCUUUGUUUCUCUUUGAAGAAACAAAAAGCCUUUUCUCUCCUCUUUUUUUCUUCACUCAAAGAAUCAUUGAAGAUGCCUAGACCAGGUCCAAGACCUUAUGUCUGUGAGAGAAGAGCUUGGCACAGUGAUAGACACCAACCCAUGAGAGGUUCUCUCAUUCAAGAAAUUUUCAGAGUUGUAAAUGAGAUUCAUACCUCUGCAACUAAGAAGAACAAAGAAUGGCAAGAGAAGCUCCCUGUUGUCGUCUUAAAAGCAGAAGAAAUUAUGUAUUCCAAAGCCAAUUCCGAGGCCGAGUACAUGGACCUCAAAACCCUCUGGGAUCGAACAAAUGAUGCCAUUAACACAAUCAUUAGACGCGAUGAGAGUACCGAAACUGGACAAUUUCUUCAACCUUGUAUUGAAGCUGCUCUCAAUUUGGGCUGCACAGCAAGAAGAACUUUGAGGAGCCAACGCAAUUGUACUCCAGGUUGUUACCUAAACCCGGGCACUCAAGAAGCAGAGAACACUACUCAAGGAAAUCUCACAACUAACUCACACUGCAUGGCUAGUUUUGCCGGCUUCAUAAAUCCCACAACCAAGAAUGUGACUCAUAUGGGCUAUGAAUCUCAGAAACACAUUGCUCAAAACAGUAACUGCACUACUAACAAGUUUCCUUUCGCAUCUGAGAAUGGUCCUUUUCCUAGUAAUAACCAAUACUUACCUGUAAAGAGGUAUCCUCCUAAGUUGUAUUCAGUUUAUCCUCUUUUCUAUGGAAACCACCUUAAAGUUGAAGAACUGCGGCAUGGUUUUGGAAUCUUCCCUAAGUCGAUUUCUAACACUGUAGAGCCUCCUAAGAUGGGUGUCGUUCAUAACCUCUUCUCUCCUGAUGUGGACCCUUCAAAUAAGAUGAACCAAAUGGACGUCAGAAAUACUUCUAACAGCCCACAUGAAAUUGCCUGUGAUCUAUCGCUGCGGUUGGGCCCUCUUUCAACACCUUGCCCGAGUGUUGGAAACAGUUGGCCUAAGGAUAUUGAGGACACUAGUUCUACCUUUCUAGAGUGGAACAAGUUCAGUGAUCUGACACCACCAAUUGAUAAAGGUUUAUCUUCCUUUCCUAGGAGCAACAGAGAUGACCCCUUGAACUCAUCUUCAAACGAAUGGAGUGUUGAAGGUGAAUAUAUGAAUGCAGAUGCAACAAUAAGAAAGCGAAAGACAAUUUAUGGUCCACCAGUGGAUCAUCAAAUUUGUUUUACGCCCAAGCUUCCUUACAGCCAUUUAACUGGAAGAAUGAAAAGUGCAGGAUACUAGACUGCCCUUUAGACCAUUGGCGUUGCCUUGUUUAGGGAGAGAUCUUCAAAAGUAUGGAUGGAGGUUCAAAGGUUCUUGGCAUCUGAGUAAAAAUGACCG